Molecule: messenger RNA, 846 nt
Organism: Engraulis encrasicolus (European anchovy)
Lineage: Eukaryota; Metazoa; Chordata; Actinopteri; Clupeiformes; Engraulidae
Product: vitelline membrane outer layer protein 1-like
Exons: 4
Coding region: 46-696 (216 amino acids)
Source: RefSeq, a predicted model, not a curated record
GCGUGCUUCUUAAGUCCGUCCUGAGACAGAGUUACUUGAGCAGUCAUGAUGUCUGUUCUGAUGACUGGAGUGUGUGUCCUGCUGAGCCUGCUGACUGUUGGACAGGGCUCCCAGGUGGACAAGGGCUUCGUGUCGCGGGCCGGGGUGAUGUACAACAGCAGACCUUACUCCAGCAUGAUCACGGUGACAAACGGAGAGCAGUUUGGCAACUGGACCUGGCCCGAGAUGUGUCCCCCUGAUUACUUGGCUGUCGGAUUUAGUUUGAGGGUGGAGUCUAUGCAGUAUGGUCUGGAUGACACUGCUCUGAACGGCAUUCGCCUCAUCUGCAGUAAAGGAGAGAGCAGAAGCUUCCUGUACACCGUGGAGUCUCACACCGGAUACUACGGCGAGUGGACGGAGCCCCAGUACUGCCCCAAGGGCCACCUGAUCUCCUUCCAGCUGCGGGUGGAGCCCCACCAGGGCCUGUUCGGGGACGACACGGCCGCCAACAACAUCCGCUUCCGCUGCAGCAGCUUCCCGGUGCUGGAGGGGCAGGGCCAGAGUUGGGGCGAGUACGGCCACUGGAGCGCAGAGUGCACGGACGGCGGCGGCAUCUGCGGCAUCGAGACCAAGAUGGAGGAGCACCAGGGCGGCCUGGACGACUCCACCAUGAACGACGUCCGCUUCCACUGCUGCGCCAAUAAGAGCCCACAGUAGAGGAAGAGGACACAGAUCCUGCUGAGCAAGAAGCCUUCACAUUUUGCUGGCAGUCCCAUCAAAACCACAGGAUGUUGAGCGCAGACACAAUGGGAAAUGAAAAAUUCACAAAUAAAUUUAGCAUGUAACGUAUCCCUUCCCCCUUGAACG